Molecule: messenger RNA, 1314 nt
Organism: Nanorana parkeri
Lineage: Eukaryota; Metazoa; Chordata; Amphibia; Anura; Dicroglossidae
Gene: TWSG1
Product: twisted gastrulation BMP signaling modulator 1
Exons: 5
Coding region: 222-899 (225 amino acids)
Biological process (GO): regulation of BMP signaling pathway
Source: RefSeq, a predicted model, not a curated record
CGUGGUUUGUCUGGAGGAUGGAAACUAGGAGGGAGGUGCUGUGGAAAAAGUUUUCAGUGAGUGUUCUGGGGGCUGGGAAGUGUCUGCUCCUCCUUCCCCUUCUCUCCACACGCCAUCAGAGCCGAGGAGCAGCGGACACAGCCGUACACACUGAGCUCAGGGCUGAAGGCGGGAUACCAGCCUGUGCUUUGUCCAGGAGACGUUCUUAUUUAUAGUAAAUAAUGAAGUCCUGUCACUAUCCCAUCCCCGCUGUAGCUAUUGCCUUGUGUAUUUCUUGGAUUUUGCCUGUACAGUGCUGCAAUAAAGCCCUCUGUGCAAGUGAUGUCAGCAAAUGCUUAAUUCAGGAACUGUGCCAGUGUCGUCCCACAGAUGGAAACUGCUCCUGCUGUAAGGAGUGUAUGCUGUGUCUGGGCACACUCUGGGAUGAGUGCUGUGACUGUGUAGGAAUGUGCAAUCCCAGAAACUACAGUGACACUCCCCCAACUUCCAAGAGCACGGUUGAGGAACUUCAUGAUCCCAUCCCAUCUCUCUUCCGUGCGCUGACAGAGGUGGACGGCAUAAAGCAGCUUAACUGGAACAUUGUUUCUUUCCCUGCGGUGGAAGAGCUUUCUCAUCAUGAAAACCUGGUCUCCUUUCUGGAUUCAGUGAAUCAGCCCCAACACCAGAAUGUAUCAGUGCCUCAAAACGGGGCCCAUGUGGUUCACAGCAAUGAUAAAGAGCACAUGUGCACAGUGGUAUACUUUGAUGACUGUAUGUCGAUCCACCAGUGCAAGAAUUCCUGCACGUCUAUGGGAGCAUCGAAAUACCGAUGGUUUCACAACGCAUGCUGUGAGUGUGUCGGGCCAGAGUGUAUCGACUAUGGAAGCAAAUCCGUAAAGUGUAUGAACUGCAUGGUUUGAAGACGUGGUCUUCCUCCAUCACAGUAUUUCCUGCCCACUGUAUAAAACUCCUUCCCUUCCAUUGAGAUGAGAUCUACAAUGAAGACAAAAACUCUGUCACCACUGUCUACCCGGACAGUUAAACCUUGAGGGACAACUACUACGUAGAGGAAUGCAUAUGCAACAUUGAGUAGAUAUUAUUGGUUUUUUUAUACUCUGUUUUUAUGUAAAGAUUUUAGAUGCCCACUUCACAUUCACAUGAUGUAUUUUUAUACGCUAUGUCAAAUAGAAAUGUUUUUAUUAUAUAGUUUAUAUCUAUGUGUUUUUUUUUACUCAUGUUUUUUGAGUUCAUUUAUUACUUGUCAGACCUCUGCCCCAAACUACUAGUUCUAUUAUGGGUAGAGCAUGAAGGGCACAAGUGUUGCUAGAACUAUAA